Molecule: messenger RNA, 1086 nt
Organism: Trypanosoma conorhini
Lineage: Eukaryota; Euglenozoa; Kinetoplastea; Trypanosomatida; Trypanosomatidae
Exons: 1
Coding region: 1-1086 (361 amino acids)
Source: RefSeq, a predicted model, not a curated record
AUGCAAGGAAAUAUAUUUGCAAGCCUACUUGAACGUGUGGCUUCUGUGCCGCAUCGAAGUAUUACAUCGCUGCCGUAUGGUCAGUGGUUUAGUCUCUACGUUCAAGCAUUAACGGAUGCCCGGAAGGACGAAGGAAUCUCACGCGACAAGUUGGAGUUGCACGCGGCACGGCGCGCUUUGGAUGUGGCUCUUCUGAGUAGUGUUGUGUCCCAAAGGUGGACCGAUGUCGUUCUUCCCAACACAAGUAGCAGCACGACGAGCACAGCAUGGUGCCAGGAGAGCAUAGAGACGCACUGGCUUCAUCCUUCAAGUGUGAUGCAUGGGCGGGAACUUGUGACGACGUCGUUUCUCGUUGAACCGUUGUUGGCUGGUCGGGCCAUCGACUCAUGGACAAGGGCGGUGAGGCAAGGAGGCGCCUCUCCCAUUGUCGCGGAAGGUGGUGCAACGGAGGACGAGGAAGCGCCAGUCCCAAAGGGAACGAUAGUGAUCCCCUUCACUGCAUUGUUUCAGCUAAGGUGUGAGGCUUAUUUGCAGCCUUCGCCGUCUUUAGCGUGUGUAGGAGAGAAGAAAGCGCCGCAGUCUUCUUUUUCUCUUCAAGAACGCAGUGCUCGCCUCACAGCUCUACAAUCUGUGCAUCAUCUAAUGGAGUUACAGUCUGGAAGUCAACGUAGGUCGCGUGCUCGAUUUGUGAUCUGGAGCCCUGUGAGUGAGUUUGACGCCAUUAUGCUGAUCUCUCGGAUACGUGCGGGACUGCCAGGCCCUCUGGGCAGCAUCUUUUCCUUGACACAUGUCUGCGAGCACGAGGCGGUGCGGACUGCCUAUCUUGCGCAUUACCUCACUUUCGCUACCAAGGGGGCGCCACUGACUCUGUUGGCUCCGCAAUCACAAUCCGCAAGGCUGCAGAAGUUGGGAAUUACGAAUCGUUGUGUCAGGAGCCAAUUGACGCCCGCUGCGGGGGAGCGGCGUCGUGAUUGUGGUGACCCAAAGAGUGGAUCGCUGCAUCAACAAGCCACGAAGAGUUGUGGGAAGCUUGUGCGACGUAUGUCAACGCGUGAAGAGAACCUGCGGCAUAUCCUUAUUCCAUAA